AUGCCAAACACCUGCUUUGAUGGAGACUUCCGAAGCAAACCACAACAAAACUUUGCCGGAGUCAAUCGCAAUCUACAUCGCGACCAAUUGAUCGAGAAUGCGGCUUUGGAAAGAAAGAAACGCGAGCAAGAGGUGUUUCGCAAGGAAUACGAUGAGAAGCUUUCCCAGAUCACAGAUAAUGUCAAUGUCAACUUGUUAUCGUAUCUUGCUAAGAGACUGAUCUUUUUCUACUCACAUUCAAGAGAUGUUGACCGAAUUAUUUUAAAAACGCAAAUAAGCUCAAUACCAGUCAAGACAUUUUUUACCGUUAUUCGAGCUUUUAGUGAAAAAUUAUCCGCAUACUUAAAGUCUAAGAACACUUUUAACUUUGAAGAAAAGCAUACAAACGAUGAAGAUGAGGAUGAUGAAGAGUUGCCAAAUGACUCCGAAGACAAAUCUGAGACCGAGUUCAAAUCAUUCAUUGAGGAAAUGUUUGAAAUUCUGAAUGACAAAGACUUCUGCAACACUAUCGUGCGCUACAUGGACAACAUACUGGAAAAGGACAAGGAAUCGCUCGUCUCACUUUGUCACCUAUGCCAUUCUAUGCUCAUUUUCAGUCCAGUUGCUAUUCACAAGAACAGAUUGCUGCACUCUUUGGCAUUCAAUUCAAACUUUUUACGAGAUCUCUGGAAGUAUAUUUCAACGGAAAAUACCGUUUCGCUGUUUGAUUCAGUCAAGACUUACUUGCAUCUUCUCUCACACGGUGCUGCCUCAACACAGAAUUCAUCAGUAGACUGGCUCGAGUUCAUCCCGUCACUAACUCUCUUCUGCGCCCUUUUCAACUACUUUUUGCAAACAUUAGAUGAUGUUGAGUUCUUCAAUGAAUACAACAACAAUCCGCUGGAAAGUAACACUGACAAUUUGGCGUACAACUACAGCGUGCUUCCCUUCAAGCUAAAUGAACUCGUCUCAAUGACUUCAAUUAUUCGAGAUAGCUGCAUUUCUUUGAUUGAGCUUGCCUAUCAGGGUCAAAAAUUCGCCAACAUGACUUCGCGAAUGUUUGGUCAGACGCUGGAAAUUGAGGACAACUACACUAUUCAGUGCUGGCGACUUCUCCUAAGAUCGACCCUCAAGCUUCUGCGCCACAUUUAUGCUCGUGAUACUCGGAAGCAGUUUUGCCCUAAGAUGCACUGGAUUUCCCCAAAUACCUAUGUGCAAAUUCUGCCUGCCAACUACAACCUGGCAAUUCAGCAACGCGGCCAACUUUAUCAAGAGUUUCGGGGCAUUCGCCACCUUGGUCGAGAGGAGAUCAACCUGUUUGGGUCACCCAUUUCAGUGAAGGACAUUGUCAGUGUGACCAUUGUACAAGAACUACCUUUCGUUGUACCAUUUCACGACCGAGUCAAGAUAAUGCAAUCACUUAUUACCUACGAAAAGCGAGCCGAUGAUCAGCAUUUACGCGACAUUAUUAUGCCAGGAAACUCGAUUUCAAUUCGCCGAAAUUAUAUCUACGAAGACGCUUUUGACAAGCUGAGUGUUGAUAAAUUUCCCGAUUUGAAGAAGCAAGUUCGCAUUUCGCUCAUUUCUACGCUGGGCAUGGAGGAGACAGGCAUCGACGGGGGAGGCCUAUUUCGGGAGUUCCUGUCUGAAACUUUAAAGGCUGCCUUUGAUCCGAAUCGAGGCUUUUUUCGCCUCACCCUUGACGGCCUACUCUACCCGAAUCCGGCUGUUCAACUUCUGGUUUCAGACCACCACAUGCACUACUACUUCAUCGGUCGUCUGCUAGGCAAGGCCAUUUACGAGAACAUGCUCACCGAGCUGCCGUUGGCCCCGUUUUUUCUUGCCAAGCUUCUCAACUCCAACUCUGACGUGGAAAUCAACCAUCUGGCUUCACUUGACCCAGUGCUGUAUAAAAACUUAAUUUCGUUGAAGAACUACCGAGGCGACGUCUCUGAACUGGGGCUCGACUUUAGUGUGAUGAACUGCGAGCUGGGCACCAACAUCAUUGAAAACCUGAAACCUGAUGGGGCCAAUAUCGCAGUGACCAAUAGCAACCGAAUUGAGUACAUCCAUCUAAUGUCGGACUACAAGCUCAACAAACAGAUUCGCUCUCAGUGUAAUGCUUUCAAAAAUGGCUUCUACAACGUUGUAAACUUUGACUGGAUUACAAUGUUUGACCCGAGAGAGCUGCAGAUACUACUCUCAGGUGCUCCUACUCCUAUUGAUUUGGAAGACCUGAAAAACCACACUGUUUACUCGAACGGAUACAGCGUUGACCAUCCCGUGAUCAAAGUAUUCUGGGAAGUUGUGGCCGAGUUUAGUGAGCAUGAAAAAAGGCAACUCCUCAAGUUUAUCACAUCGUGCUCGCGACCUCCACUGCUCGGCUUCAAGGACCUCUUCCCCAAGCUUUGCAUUCAGAAUGCCGGCAAAGAGACCAAACGAUUGCCUACCUCAUCAACUUGCAUGAACCUGCUUAAACUUCCGGAAGUUUAUGACAAAAGUAUGAUGAAGGAAAAACUAGCCUACUCGAUCAACGCUGGUGCCGGUUUUGAACUGAGCUAA
Messenger RNA from Rhagoletis zephyria (snowberry fruit fly), 2541 nucleotides. The record is from RefSeq and is a predicted model, not a curated record. NCBI's taxonomy places the organism in Eukaryota, Metazoa, Arthropoda, Insecta, Diptera, Tephritidae.